Triplophysa rosa is the source of this 2458-nucleotide messenger RNA. RefSeq names its product epithelial membrane protein 2 (gene emp2). The transcript is spliced from 5 exons. The coding region runs from base 186 to 671 and encodes 161 amino acids. The record is from RefSeq and is a predicted model, not a curated record. Gene Ontology annotation, cellular component: plasma membrane. NCBI's taxonomy places the organism in Eukaryota, Metazoa, Chordata, Actinopteri, Cypriniformes, Nemacheilidae.
UGGAGGGGAGGAGCGCGCACUUUUUCCUCAUUUCACUACUACGUUAUCUCGCCGUCACGUUCACGCUUACAUCACCUCGUCGCAACAUCUGGCCGCCGUUUCCAAACUUUAGGCUACAAUAUCUGACACUUCCGACUCAUCUACCGCGAUUCUCCUGCUUUUGAUUUUCUGUUUCAACGCCAACCAUGUUGAUUAUUUUGGCCUUCAUCAUCCUCUUCCAUGUCGUUUCAGCAAUAUUACUCUUCAUAGCAACCAUCAGUAAUGCAUGGUGGGUUACAGAUAAGUUCACCAUGGAUCUCUGGUACCACUGCAACACUACAGACUGUUAUGAUAUACCACAAAGUGCAAGCAAUGAAGCAGCUUAUCUUCAGGCUGUGCAGGCCACUUUGGUACUGGCCACUAUCUUGUGCUGUGUGGGCUUCUUCGCCUUUAUCCUUCAGCUCUUCCGUCUGAAGCAAGGGGAGAGAUUCGUCUUCACAGCGAUCAUUCAGCUCUUGUCCUCGUUUUGUGUGAUGACGGCUGCAUCCAUCUACACCGCAGAGCACUUAAACUUCAAGGACAAGGAGUUUGAGAAGGGGGACUAUGGGUACUGCUUUGUCGUAGCCUGGGUCGCAUUCCCCAUGACGCUGCUUAGCGGCUUGAUGUAUCUAGUGCUAAGAAAACGCAAAUAAAGCACAACACUCCACCUCACUAGCUGCCACCGGCUAAAGCCUUAGCGAAGAGACUUUAUUUGUGAUGACACUUGUUUUUUAUAUGUAGAUUAAAUACAUGCCAAGUUAAAAUAAGAAGUAGAUAACUUUUAAUAUUAAUCAUUGCAUACUGGAAACUUAAUUAGAUUUUUGUCAUGUUAGCUUAUGUAGUUUUAACAUCGUUGUGUAUAAUUUUGUUCUGCCAGCCUCUUUGGCAAAAAAUGUGCUGUGCUGUGAUUUAGGAAAGAAAAAUAGGGUGUAGAGAAAAGAAGACAAAUGCGGCAGGUAUCUGUAAUGGCAAAUAUUUAUAACGUGGAACCACUAUAGGCUAGACAGCCUACCUGGCCUACAGGUAUUCAUAGAAAAUGCAUGAGGUGAAAUUGGCCGUAGUACUAUCGUCUGUUUCGCACUGCACUCGCAAGCGGCAGGUAUUCAUUUUGCUGACCAUGUUAACAAAUUACAGUGUGAGCAGCGUGGUGCCGCGUAGUACGUUGAGUUUUUUUACAGCUGAACUCGACAGAAAAUAUGUUGAAAUGCAUUAUAAACGUAUUCUUUGCAAUGUAAGCUUUUGUGAAACAACAGAAAAUAAUGGAGGGAACUACGCACCCGGUUAAAAACAUGUUUGUCAGGCUUGAUGCAAGUUACACACAAACAGAACUUUCUGCUUUGUAACCUGAUGCACUUUGUAUUGAGUAAAUGAUGUCAGAACAUUCGUUUUCGGAUGAAUUAUCCUUUUAAAUGUAAUUCAUUUCAUUAAAUUAGAUUUUACAACUAUCAAGUUUGUAGUAAUUGUUCAGAUUACUGUUUUUCAUGUAGUCGCAGCAAAAACGAGGGUGUCAUUUGUCUGCCUUUGUACUAGCGUACAUUUCCACUGCCAUAUUUUAAGUGAAGGUUAAGGUGCGUGAGCAUUUUACAUAAAUUCCUACGGAGGUCAAUCCUCCUUGAAAGCUUGAUGUUCAUACAAACGUAUUGAAAACGUAUCAACACGCAGCUGCUUCACUUACAUUAUAUGCUGCUAAUGCCCGCGGUGUGAAACAGGCCUUAGCGAGAAGUAAACAACAAUCCGGUGUGACGUUUCAGCGAGGAACAGCCUGAUUGUGUCUGGAUAAAAGUUAUUAAACACAACAUAUGACAUUUUAUAGUGCUGCCAAUUUGCUGAGCACUAUAUCAUACUUGAAGCUGAACAAAUUGUCAAUAUAAGUGGCACGAUGUGUUCUGUUGUAUAGUAAUUUUGUAAAAUAAUAGUCUUUUAGCGUUAACUAAUUAUAUAUUGCAUGUUUUAUUUGUAACUUUUAGUUUGAAAUCAAUAUUAACAUGAAUCUGUAGUUCUUUAGGCAUUGUAGUUACUAAACUUGUUUGAUUAGGGCAUAUAGGAUUUAUGGUAAUGGUGUUGAUGAAGGACACCAGCAGUUACACUUUUUCCCUGUUUGUAUGUAAUCUUUUCAUCUGUAAAACUGCUAUGGAUAAAACAAUGAUCUAAAAUAAGGCAAAAGUGAAAUUAAGCUGUAUUUAUUAAGACUAACUGCAUUGUCUGUUAAUAUUUUUGUAAUGAAGUAUUAUUUCAACAGGCCUGAACGUGUUGCUUUAUCGCUCGAUAAGGUUUUAAUGAAUAUUAGUGAAGGCUUUUAUAAUUGGAAUGAAACUACAAUGGCAGCUUUUGCUUUUUAUUGUCUGCCGACUUGUUUGGGUGUGUUUUGUUUCCGGAGACUGAUCCCCACCAAGGGCUCGAUAUUUUUUCUGUUUUAAUCAAAUAAAUGUAUUUUACAUUA